Molecule: messenger RNA, 2757 nt
Organism: Equus caballus (horse)
Lineage: Eukaryota; Metazoa; Chordata; Mammalia; Perissodactyla; Equidae
Source: RefSeq, a predicted model, not a curated record
AUGCGCAGCUCCGGCGGCGCGGCCGCACCCCGCGCCCGGGUCUGGCCCUGCGCUCCGCUCGCCCGCGCUGCUCCGAGUGGCGGCUCAGCCCCGUCGGCUCAUGGCAGGCGGACGCGUCCCGGAACCCUCAGCGUGGCCCGGCCCCGGCGGCCCGGGCAGGCCCCCAGCGCCGUCGAGCCGCCUCCGCCCUCUGCGCCCCUCCACGCAGGCUGCAGCGGCGACGGAGAGCGGGACGCGCGGCGCCGAGCCCCGAAAAUAACAACCUGCCGCCGCGGUCCCUGCCCCGGCUUUUCCCGCGUUACAUUUCGCGCCUGGGCGGAGCCAGUCACCCGGGGCGGGGCGGGGCCGGCUGCGCGCGGGUCCUGGCCGCCGCGCCAUUGGCCGCCGCGCUCGUGUUUUUUUCCGCCUGGAGGGCCAACUGCGUUCGAAACUCCGGGGCGGCGCGCGCCGUCGGCGCUGGCCGGUCGCCCGCCGGAGCCCCGCCCCCGGCCCCGCGCGGGCGGUCAGCGCGGCCGCCGGCCGGAGAGGGCCCGCCGGCGGCUGUGGGCCGCUCUUCCCGCGCGCCGGGAGUUUAAAGGGCUGCGGCCCGAGGCCUGCCUGCCGCGCGAGGUGCCAGCGGACGCCGGCGGCGCGGCUGCCCAGCUGUCGCACUCGCUGUGUCCCGGCUCCGCCCGCGCCCGCCGCCUCCACCGGGCUGGGGGCUUCAGCCCCGGCCGUCGCCUCCCCGCCUCGCUUUCCCGUCUGUGUAAAGCGAGGUCGUUAGGAAGUGGUCUCCGCCGCCCCUGUGCUGCUCGGGCGCCGAGGGGACAGGAACGCGGGCGUGCGCCCUCCCUCGCCCGGGGCCACCCCCGGCGUCCGCACCGGCGUGGAGCUCCGGGGCCGCCGGGUGCGGUCGUUCCACGCUGUGCGUCGCCCUCGCCCGGGGACCCCAGCCCGCACCGGAGGGGUGGCUGCUGGACGGCCCGGGAGCCGCAGCCUGACAGUCGCCCGCCGCGCGCCCGCGGGGCUCGGAAGCACGGCCGGCGGAGGACGCGGGGAGGUGGAGCGGCGGCCGCGCUCGCUGCAGCGACGGACGUGGCCGUGGCUGUGUUGCUCUUGGUUGUGUUGCCGCGGCCUGGCCUGACUCGUGGUGGGCCUUCGAUCAGUAGUAGCUGAGUGAAUGAAUGAAUAUCCAGCAGGCCUCAGAGUACAAGAUGAAUCAUUCAGAACCAGGACACUGACUUUCUGCUUCAAAAAAUUACUCUUCAUCAACAGUAACCUGGCAACUGCACUUGCUCGCCACCACAAGAGAAUGAAAGACAUGCCAGGAAUGUGCAAGGUGGGCAGAGGGUGAUUCCAGGAGAAGCGCUGAGGUCAUGCAAGAUCUGCUUGUUUGGCUCCAUUUUAGUGCAACCAGGAUGCUGAAGUAUGCGGAUCAUAUCCCUGAUGUCUUUGUUCUGCCCCAGACCUUGAACAUCCCGUAGUGUAUACUAACUCUGAAGAAUACUAAAAGCCAUCUCAGGAUACUUACUGUGUUAUUACAGUAGUCUUUCCAAUUGUUGAAAAUGUGGGCCUCUUCUCAUAGAGAUCUAUACCUCAAACCCUCUUUUCAAAAGAUAUUUUAAAGUUUCAAGAUGAAAUCUGAAUAAAACAAAGCAAGAUUUAUUUGCACUUUGAAAACAUGGUAUCAAUAAGAGCAUCUGAAGCUGCUUGAUUCCUACAAAAUCUUCUAUCCUACUUAGUGUGGGAGACAGCAUAAUAUAAAUCCUUUGAGAUGACUUAUCUUCACAGCUAAAAGUACAGAUAAAACAGCUUUGCAAAUAGAUGUAGACAAAACAGGAUAAAAAUGCCUGACAACUUGUUUGGAGAUUAACAGGAAGAUAUUUUACCAUAAAAACUCUCCAAAAUAAUUUUCUCAGUGUUCUAUUUGGCAACAAACUCAAACUUGAGUUCUAAAAAAUCCUCUUACAAAGACAAAUCUGGGGGAAAAUGGUUUCCUAUAACAUUUCAAUGGAAUUUUUAAGUUUUAACCACAGGAAAAUAUCUGCGUAGAUCAGGUACAUUUUUCAUCUGAAAGAGCCUUCCCCAAAACGUUUCCCAAGAACCUUGCCCAUGAGAUAAAGAAACAUUUUAACAUCAGUUUGCCAUUUCUACGGUCACAAAUGCCCAAAUAUCUCAUAAUGAGCAAUGGUGGUAUUGCUGAUUUUCUUUCAGUUUCAAGUAGGAGAUCUAACUUGGGUUGCAAGUAAGAGUAAGCCUGUCAGACCAGCUUAGAGAACAAAGACAGAAUUAUUCAAAGGAAACAAGGGUGUCUAAUGGACUCCCAAGUCAGGAUUAGAACCUGGAACUGGACAUCAGAACCCUUUGGGGACACAUGGUUUCUGGCCUCAGUUCCUCUCUCUUUAGAUAUGCUUCAUUCUUGUCUCUCUGUGCACACAAUUCUUUGCUUCUCCUUGUACACAGCUAAAUGUACACAACCGUACACCAGCCCCUGAGUUAUUUAUGCUGCACAUAUUCCAGCCACCAGCAGAAAGAGAGCGGCAUUUACAAAUCUGAAUUUCAAAUUGCUAAGAGGCAUUUGAUUGCCCAGCUUGGAUCAGGUGGUCCAGUCAGCAGACACGAUGCAGAAGUCAACAGGUAGACUGGAGUCUAGGACCUGAAGGACUGUUCUCAGCGAAGGGGGAGGUGGCUUGUAGAUGGCACUGACAAUGCAGAAAGUACGUCUUUUUUGGUGAGAUGUGUUUUCCACUUAGCAAUAAAUCAUGAAUGUGUGUUAUA